Messenger RNA from Fukomys damarensis (Damara mole-rat), 933 nucleotides. RefSeq names its product olfactory receptor 1D2. Gene Ontology annotation, cellular component: membrane. The record is from RefSeq and is a predicted model, not a curated record. NCBI's taxonomy places the organism in Eukaryota, Metazoa, Chordata, Mammalia, Rodentia, Bathyergidae. Gene Ontology annotation, molecular function: olfactory receptor activity; G protein-coupled receptor activity. The transcript has a single exon. Gene Ontology annotation, biological process: G protein-coupled receptor signaling pathway. The coding region runs from base 1 to 933 and encodes 310 amino acids.
AUGCAUGGAGGCAACCAGAGUGAGGACUCCGAAUUUCUACUCAUAGGCCUUUCAGAGGUUCCUGAGCAGCAACAGAUCCUGUUUUGGACGUUCUUGUCCAUGUACCUGGUCACAGUGAUGGGAAAUGUGCUCAUCAUCCUGGCCAUCGGCUCUGACUCCCGCCUGCACACUCCCAUGUACUUCUUCCUGGCCAAUCUCUCCUUCACUGACCUCUUUUUCAUCACGAACACAAUCCCCAAGAUGCUGGUGAACCUUCAGUCCCAGAACAAAGCCAUCUCCUAUGCAGGGUGCCUGACCCAGCUCUAUUUCCUGGUCUCCUUGGUGGCCCUGGACAAUCUCAUCCUGGCUGUGAUGGCAUAUGACCGCUAUGUAGCCAUCUGCCGCCCCCUCCAUUAUACAACCGCCAUGAGCCCUAAGCUCUGUACCUUUCUCCUCGCCUUGUGUUGGGCCCUAUCUAUCUUCUAUGGUCUCAUUCACACCAUCCUCAUGACCAGGGUGACAUUUUGUGGGUCCCGCAAAAUUCACUACAUCUUCUGUGAGAUGUACGUCCUGCUCAGGCUUGCGUGUUCCGACACCCAGAUCAACCACACCAUGCUAAUUGCCACAGGCUGCCUCAUGUUUCUCACUCCUUUUGGGUUCAUGAUCGUGUCCUAUGUCUAUAUCGUCAAAGCCAUUCUCAGAAUACCCUCAGCCUCUAACAAGGACAAAGCUUUCGCUACCUGUGCUUCGCAUUUGGCUGUGGUUUCCCUCUUCUAUGGUACACUUUGUAUGGUAUAUCUGCAGCCCCUCCAUACCUACUCCCUCAAGGAUUCAGUAGCCACAGUGAUGUAUGCUGUGGUGACUCCCAUGAUGAACCCUUUCAUCUACAGUCUGAGGAAUAAGGACAUGCAUGGCGCUCUGGGAAGACUCCUAAAGAAACCCUGUCAGAGGUAA